Messenger RNA from Choloepus didactylus (southern two-toed sloth), 4515 nucleotides. RefSeq names its product G protein-coupled receptor class C group 5 member B (gene GPRC5B). Bases 162 to 1325 code for a protein of 387 amino acids. Gene Ontology annotation, biological process: G protein-coupled receptor signaling pathway. The record is from RefSeq and is a predicted model, not a curated record. NCBI's taxonomy places the organism in Eukaryota, Metazoa, Chordata, Mammalia, Pilosa, Megalonychidae. Gene Ontology annotation, cellular component: signaling receptor complex; intracellular membrane-bounded organelle; plasma membrane. Gene Ontology annotation, molecular function: protein kinase activator activity; G protein-coupled receptor activity; protein kinase binding. The transcript has 4 exons.
CCAAAGCCUCGACUCUAAAGCCAAGGAGCCUUGAUGCCGAAGUUUCUUUGGCGGCGGCUGACGCACAAUUCAGACUUUGAAACUGCGUGCAAACGGCGUGUGAAGGAGAGUGCAGAUCGGCAUCUGCGGGUUGGGAGCCCGGCCCCCUGCCGGAGAGAAAGAUGAGAACCCGCCCAGCGCUCGCCUUCCUCCUGCUCUUUACGAUCACAUCCGGGGCCUCCGAGAACGCCAGCACGUCCCGGGGCUGCGGGCUGGACCUCCUGCCUCAGUACGUGUCCCUGUGCGACCUGGACACCAUUUGGGGGAUCGUGGUGGAGGCGGUGGCCGGGGCGGGCGCCCUGAUCACGCUGCUCCUGAUGCUCAUCCUCCUGGUGCGGCUGCCGUUCGUCAAGGACAAGGAGAAGAAGGAGCCCAUGGGCCUGCACUUCCUCUUCCUCCUGGGCACCCUGGGCCUCUUCGGGCUGACAUUCGCCUUCAUCAUCCGGGAGGACGAGGCCAUCUGCUCCGUCCGCCGCUUCCUCUGGGGCGUCCUCUUCGCGCUCUGCUUCUCCUGCCUGCUGAGCCAGGCGUGGCGCGUGCGGAGGCUGGUGCGCCACGGCAAGGGCCCGUCGGGCUGGCAGCUGGUGGGCGCCACACUGUGCCUGAUGCUGGUGGAGGUCAUCAUCGCCGUCGAGUGGCUGGUGCUGACCGUGCUGCGUGAUGCCAAGCCGGCCUGCGCCUACGAACCCAUGGACUUCGCCAUGGCCCUCAUCUACGACAUGGUCCUGCUUGUGGCUGCCCUGGGGCUGGCCCUCUUCACGCUGUGCGGCAAGUUCAAGAAGUGGAAGCAGAACGGGGCCUGCCUCCUGGUCACCACCUUCCUCUCCGUGCUCAUCUGGGUGGCCUGGCUGACCAUGUACCUCUUUGGCAAUGCCGAGCUACGGCAGGGCGAGGCCUGGGGCGACCCCACACUGGCCAUCACGCUGGUGGCCAGCGGCUGGGUCUUUGUCAUCUUCCACGCCAUCCCUGAGAUCCACUGUGCCAUUCUCCCGGCCCCGCAGGAGAACACGCCCAACUACUUCGACACGUCGCAGCCUAGGAUGCGGGAGACGGCUUUCGAGGAGGACGUGCAGCUGCCACGGACCUACAUGGAAAACAAGGCCUUCUCCAUGGAUGAGCACAAUGCAGCUCUCCGAACCGCAGGCUUUCGCAAUGGCAGCCUGGGAAGCAGACCCAGCGCUCCGUUUAGAAGCAAUGUCUAUCAGCCGACCGAGAUGGCCGUCGUGCUGAACGGCGGGACUAUCCCAACUGCUCCGCCAAGUUACACUGGAAGACACCUCUGGUGAAAGACUUUAAAAGUUCCAGAGAAUAAGACUCUCUCUCUUACCGAUUUUACUCCCUGGCUGUGUCUUUCUUGAGGGAGAAAUCGGUAACGGCAGCCGAACGGGGCCACCUCGCAGCCAGGAGAUUUGGAAAUCCCAGCAAAAGGGACUUUGUGUAAAUGUGAACACUGCUGAACUGGAAAAGCUAACACCACCUGCCUUCCCCUGCCCUGCCACACACACACACACGCACACACGCAAUACCAAACCAACCUCAAUCCCUGCAAAAAACAAAAAAUAUAAUAAUAAUAAUAAUAACAAGCAAAGCUAAUUGCCAAUAGUAUUAGGCUCAUUGGGAAAUGUAGCUGGGAAGACUCUCUCACCCUCUGGGGGUUCAAACAGAACCGGAUUCACAGCUGGUGGGCCAGGCUGGUUUGGUUGACUGUGGCAGGGAUGUGAGUCCCAGGUGGCCUCUUGGAGAUGACAUUUCAGCAAGGAGGGCCAAGGGGGAUCAUCAGGAGCAGUGAAGGAGGUUGUGGGGGUGACUAUGGCCAGGCUCAGCUGAAUCGUGGGGUGAGCUUUACAACUGGUAGUGGUCGAAGGACCCUGGCAAGUGCCAAAGGAGGAUAUCUGGGCGUUUAACAUGGCUGUCACACUUAGAAAGUGGUGGCCAGCCAGUGUCCCUUCUGUGGGCCUCUUAGCCUCGUGCCCAGGUCAAGAAAGCGAGCUGGGGGCCUCUCUUCCUGGUAGAGCCAUAGAAAUGUCCCGGCUUGGGACAGCAGGCUGAAGACUUUGCCACGUCGCCAUCUCUUCUUCCCUUGUUCGUGUUUCCCUGUCCCUGCACUUGCCCGUGCUCCUCCACGCCCUUUCCCAAUUUUAUUCCCACAUCCGUUUCAAAAGUUCACGUGGGCGGAGGGAGGCCCCACGGCAGGUUUUCCACUGCUGCUGCCAUGCAAUGGGCUUCCCCAGAGGUGCCUUCCAGGCUGCGGGGAAACCCUGGCACCUAGUGUGCUGUGUGUUUGCAGGUUGUGUGGGCUGAGCGGUGGAUGUGGUAGAAAUUUCCGAGCGGAAUGGAUCGCUUGGGGUUUCUUCUUCUUUGGAGGGGGGGAGGUGGGGGGCUCUCAUUUCUGUGGGUGCCAUGACAAUGGUCUUCAACUCCUGUUUCCUUCAUGGUCUCCAUCUGUGCUGAGCAAGUCAUUCCUUUGUCAUUUCGCAUUGCAGACAUCUCAACUCUUCAAAGCCCCAUGCUCGCUGCACUGUUUGGCCAGCAGAAUCACUAGCUACGAUAUAAAGCAAUGAGUUUUAACCCGGCAGCUGGGCAUGUAGAAAUGAGGGUGGGUCUUUUCUUUUUUUUUUUUUUUUUGCAUAUACUCUAAUCACUAUAUUGCUUUUUCUAUAAGACAACCCAUAAGCCUUUAACCUUUAAAGAAAAUGAAAAAGGUUAGUGUUUGUUGGGGGGAAGGGGGAGGGCCUGACCCCUUCACAAACCAACCCGCCUGAGCUGAGAAUGUUUUAAUAAACCUGGUUUUUCUCGAGGGCCUAGUCUCUGCUGUGUCCCCUCCCUCCCCGCCCUCACCUUCUGGAGCACUGGGACUAGCGAGGCCAAUCUGCCCAUCCCUGCCAUGGCCCCCCUUCGAGUUUUCCUCCCUGCCAGUGCAGUUCCCUGUAUUCCCACGCAUGGAGAAGAGAAAAGCAUGGCACAAGAAUGCCACUCGUAUCCAACCUUCCUUCCAGAACCAUCCCUGCCCCCCCCCCCACUCCCACCCAGAGCAUGUGCUUGCUUCUAGAGAAUCAGAUUCCCACCCUGGGUGUGAGGGGGCAUCAUUGGGUGGAGUUGAAAAUGGAGAAUUGGGGAGGGCUGGGAGUGGGUGCUGUGGUUGCAUGCAGACCCAAUAUUCUGAAAAUAAAGAAAUCUCCAAAGUCCUCAGUCCGAUCCAGUGAAACACGACAACGUUCCACGUUCUCGUGCCAGGAAAUGGCUGCUCACCCCCACUCUCUGGAGUCCUUUGGAGCACUCUGAUUCCGACAGUGACUGCACGAUCACUUUCUAAGUUCUUUGUUGUCCUGACACAUAAGGCGAGCACCGCAUAAACGGCUACAGGUGGAAAGUGACUUUUCACUACCAUAAAAAAUGAAACCAUCUUUAAGCCACGGAAAACCUCAUUCAAUGAGACUAUACCCCCCGCCCCCACCCCCUUUUUAAAAAAAUCUCUGCUACAUUAUGGAUUGUGUAUUAUUUUGCUUUUAAGGUGGAGAGUAGGCUAAAUGCCCUCACAAUUGGGGCGGAGGCAGGGAGUUGGGGAGAAAAGGGAGAGAACUGCUGUUUUUCUAAGGACUCCACCUGACUGGUACAGACAGUCAUCUUUACCAAAAGACAAGUCAGCUGCCCCCACGGAGCAAAGUUUAAAUACAAAAUUCAAUGGCACCUCUGUUUGAGAUCUGUUUAUGUAAACAAAAGACUUGUUUGGGGAAAGUGACCUGGAAGGAGAACAUCUGUGGCCAAAAUACUUGUAAGCACAAAUUUUUCUGCGUCCGGUUAUUAAAAUCAGUUUGGGACUAUAACAGCCACUGUGUCCCCCCUUUGAAUAGGAAACUGUCAUUCCAUCCUGGAUUUCUCCCCUGGAGAUGGAGGGUGUGGAGUGAGGGACUUGGCUCUGAGAACGUACAGACUGGGAAGUUCUGGGUGUCUCGAGGGUUGCCAGGGUUUCAGAUCUGCUGGUUGAAAGCUGGGGGUCCAGCACUUUCACUGCAGAUUCCACGGGGACCACCGAACGAGCAGAAACUCAGUGAGGUCUUCAGUCUAGCGGGUCCUUGGAUAGCCGGGACCAAGUUGAACGCUCAGGCCAAACCCCAAACCAAAAGGGAGCAUUGUGGCUUUUAUAAUCCGAUGAUGCAAAGAUCAUACCAGCUUACAGGAGUUCUCAGCAGGUGCUUUUUAUUAAUCGAUAAAGAGCUCAGGCUCGUUUUUGAUAGAUAAUAUAUAUUUAUUAAAUGUAUUAAUGUGUGUUUUAUAAUGUACCUUAUCCUCCCCUGGCUGGCUGUGGCAUACUUAUAAAAGAAAUUGCUAAAGACAUAGCAAGACAAUCAAUAUGCACCCUAAAUGACUGUAUAUAUAAAUAUGACAAAUGUAAGAGGUUGUAAAGCAUGGGCAGAUAGGUUUUAUUUUCAAAAUGCUGUUCUUAACACAGAAAUAAAGGCUUUACUAUUUACUUAA